AUGGCCGACGACGGCGAGGAGCAUCAGAAUAAGCGCUCGCUGACGGCGAGCGCCGAGGGCAGCGUCAGCAAGAAGGCCAAGGCGCUGUCCGCCUCACCUAGCUGCCUGGUCUCCGGCGUCAUACUGAAGGAGGAAUCGGAGGGAGAGGUUGCCCAAGGCGGAAGAGGUGUGGUCGCGGAGCAGGCCAAUCCACCCAUGGCGCUGCCGCGGAUAAACGUCAGCUUGCAACCGCAGCUGCUUCACUGCGCCGCCACCGAUUGCUACCGUCCCCUCAAGCCCCCCGUUUUCAAGUGCGUCGCCGGGCACCGCCUGUGCAACAACUGCCGCGGCGACGGCCGUGCGGGCCACUGCCGCAAGUGCGGCCGCGACACCUACUUCGUGCACUGCGGCCCGGACCUGGACGUCUACAUCGGCGGCUUCAGGGUGGCGUGCCCCUUCAGGGACUACGGCUGCGACAGCUCCGUCACCUACCACGAGAGCGACGCGCACCGGGACGCGUGCGCGCUGUGCCCCUUCAAGGCCUCCCCGCCCGUGCUCCACGACCACCUCGCCGCCGACCACGCCUGGCCCCUGCACGCGGUCCCGUCCUACGGGAAGCUCCUCCACCUCUACGUCGCCGUGUCCGAGCCGCCGCACCGCCUCCUGGUCGUGGAGGGCGACGAGCGGCGCCUCUUCGUUCUGUCCGUGCGCGCGCGCGGCAAGGACAUCUGGGCCGUCUCGCUGGCGUGCGUCAGGGCCAGCGCCAAGGCGGAGCCGCGGUACACGUACACGCUCUGGGCGGAGGCGCCGCCGCUGCCGGACAUGCCCGCCAACAUGGGGCGCUGGCUGGGGAUGGAGACGGACGUGCCGACCUGCGCAGUGCCCGGCGCCGGCGGCGGGGCCGCCGUGGAAGAGGAGGGGAUGGCGCUGUGCGUGCUGCCGGCGAUGCUGGUCGGACCGCUGAAGGAGAUUCAUCUUAGAGUCCGCAUCGACGUGGUCGAGCCAUAG
Miscanthus lutarioriparius is the source of this 987-nucleotide messenger RNA. Lineage: Eukaryota; Viridiplantae; Streptophyta; Magnoliopsida; Poales; Poaceae. The record is from the annotation of a GenBank genome assembly.